Molecule: messenger RNA, 805 nt
Organism: Acromyrmex echinatior (Panamanian leafcutter ant)
Lineage: Eukaryota; Metazoa; Arthropoda; Insecta; Hymenoptera; Formicidae
Product: phenoloxidase-activating factor 2
Biological process (GO): proteolysis
Molecular function (GO): serine-type endopeptidase activity
Source: RefSeq, a predicted model, not a curated record
CCUUUUUCUCCUGAUUCUGGGAAAACCUAUUUCGCUGAAUUUCCAUGGAUGGUCGUACUUCUCCUAAAAUCCACGACCGGCGGUCCUUAUAUUUUUCAUUGCGGUGCUUCGAUAAUCAGUAAUAGGGCCAUCCUCACUGCCGCUCACUGCGUUGCGAACCAAAAGCCUGAACAUUUGAUUGCGCACUUCGGACAGUGGAACAUAGGAAAUAAUAUUCAACCGUUACCUAUUCAAGAAGUAAAAAUUGUCGCAAUAGCUAUACAUCCGUCUUAUUACAACGAUGGGCUUUUCCAUGAUGUUGCUAUCCUCGUUUUGGAAAAACCAAUCACUUAUAGCGCGAACGUCCUACCAAUUUGCCUUCCCGAACAAGGUAAAGUCUUCUUAGCUGGGACCAGAUGCUAUGGGUUAGGAUGGGGCAGCAAUUCAUUUGGACCAGAAGGGCAAUAUCAGGCCGAGCUUCGGAAGGUGAAUCUUCCUAUCAUUAAUCAAGAGGAUUGUCAGACACGUUUACGAAGCACGAAAUUGGGCCAGUACUUUCAAUUGCAUGGAUCGUUUAUUUGCGCUGGCGGCGAAGCGAAUAAAGAUACGUGCCGCGGUGACGGCGGUGGACCGCUGGUUUGUCAAACCGCUACAGGACAAUUCUUUCAGGCUGGUAUUGUAUCAUGGGGUAUUGGUUGUGGAGCUUCUAAUGUACCUGCAGUAUACGCUAGUGUAUCACAACAUCGUCAAUGGAUAGAUCAACAGUUCGCAACUUAUGGCGUAUAACGAUGCAUUAUAUGUAUUGUAGUUUGAUAUUUCUAGUUCA